Molecule: messenger RNA, 4227 nt
Organism: Cephus cinctus (wheat stem sawfly)
Lineage: Eukaryota; Metazoa; Arthropoda; Insecta; Hymenoptera; Cephidae
Exons: 4
Coding region: 1278-2150 (290 amino acids)
Biological process (GO): negative regulation of biosynthetic process
Source: RefSeq, a predicted model, not a curated record
AGGUAAAUAUACCGUGCAGAAUGUACUAUAUUGCUCAAGCUGAAUUAUGUAUUUUUCUUGUGAAAACAAAAUGCAAAUAGCUCAUUGCACUUGCAUUUUUUUUCAUACGACAAUUGCUUGAGUAUUUUCUUUCAUAUUCCCCAAAAAUUAAACUACAUGAUUAAUUCUAGAGUAUGCCAUAAUUAAUAUUAAGACCAUAAUCUUUAGUGGAGAAAUGUAAAAUGGCAUAAUUUAACAUAAAGCUAAGCCUUUGAUCUUUUAUCAAAAACAUUCUGUUGGAGCUAAUCUAUUUCCAGGGUUUCUGUUUUAUUAAGAUAUGCGAUUUUACAAAUCUCCCAUAAGUGAUGCACUACUGAUUAUUGGUAUCUGCAGAUUCUACUGAAUUGUGUUAAUAUUAACAUUCAUCCCAUAUAUUUUUUUGCUGGUGUUCUAUAAUCUGAUUCGUCCAUUAUGUGGAUUCAAGGGAAUUUUGAUCCCGCCCCAAACCCUCCUCUAAUUAAUCCAACUGUAUAGUACAUACGGGUUCUUCAGUACUAAGUGUUGCUUUAGUAGCGCGUCCAUUUGAUUCUCAGAUACGUUUGUCGUAUCUUCGUUAAUUAUUGGAAUGUUCUGAAAUUCAGACUUGCUAUUUUGUAAGGCAUGUUGCUCUGUUGUGAUGAACCUUUAAAUGGUAAAGUUUCUUACGGCUAUAUAAUUCGCAGAUGUGUUAAAUAAUGUGAAUCCAAUACUGCUGGCUGCACUUGUUUAGGUUAUGGUUAUGUAGUGCAAGUUAAGUUUUGAAUUAAAACCUCAAAUUUUCGAUAUUUAAACAUUUUUCGGGAAAGCAACAUCAUUCCGAUAACAGGGAAUGAAAAAGUAUCUUAUUCCUUGAUUUUGACAUCAUUAUCAUUUCCGUGAAUCUUUAUCAUUUAUUGUACUUGCUCUGACUCAUAAUUUUUAAGUUUGAAAAUUUUUAAAUCGUGCGUGGUAUUGAAAGACACAUAAUUCUGUAUUUUAUAAUAGUGUAGUGCUUUAAAUGGAAUAACUAAAAUAAUCUUGAAUGACAUAUUUAUAUAUUUGAUUAACUUUAACAAUUGUCUCAUAUAAUAGCAUCAUUGUAUUUUUUUAUGAUUUUAAAAAUACUUUUAUUAUAUUAGUCAUUUCUUAUCAUAAUUAUAGUUUGUGUUUUGGGGAGUACAUAUAAAACUUAAAUAUCACAAAAUAUCAAAUAUCCUAAAUAAAAGUUUUUAAUAUACCCGUGUAUAAAUAUAUUGGAAAGAAAAAUUUGCCUCAUCGUCAUGGUAAAAAAAAGAGGAAUAGUAUGGAACUACUAUAUAAAGAAAGUAGAUGGAUCCCAAGUGAUCGCCUUCUGCAAAUUCUGCGAUCAAUCAUAUAUUCAAAAUGCUACCCGAAUGGAACGACACAUGGAACGCUGUCCAAAGUGUCCAGAAGAUAUACGCCAACAAUUUAUCCAAGUGGCACAUAACAAGAAGAACAAAACAAACGUUCUGGGGAUCAAGAUAAAUGAUACUUGGACCAAACAAGAAUCAUCAAUGGAACAAAGCAACAUAACAGACACUGAAUUAGAAGACUUGGAUGAUUGGGGAUACAGAAAUCAAGCAUAUCCAGAUGGCACAACCAGUUCAAUGCAGCAAAACAUGGAACUAGUAAUGCAAACUGGUGAUCAAUCUUGGGAAAAUCGAGAUUCUACAAUACAGCCUACCGAAUCGGAUACAAACACAGUGAAUAGGAACUGGGAAGCAAAUCGUAGUGCAGCUGAACCUGCCGCAUCUGCCGCGUCUCAGGAACGAGGUGGGUCGGUGCACCAACGAAAAUCUCAUGCACCACGAAGAAUUUCACAAUGGCCCUUGCUGUCCAUGCGAUCGUCAGGAUACUCUCCACUACAGAGCAAAAUCUACCAAGAGCAAUUACUCGAACAGCGAGCUUUAAGACGAGCAGCUGAACUCGAGUUACGACGAAAAACCCUUGAAUUCGAGCGUUUCCAAUGGGAAUAUGAGCGCGACAAAGCGCACAGCGAAUUACGAUGGGCGCACGAAUCUCGUAUGAUGCAGUUUAAGGAAGAACGAGAAAGACAAAUAAUCGAGGAAAAUAGAACACGUGGAUUGUCACACGUUAUAACUGAAAGACAACGAAGUCUGAGAUUCUUUUAAAUCAGAUUAUAAGAGGAGGAUAAGAUGUCUGAGAAACUGAUUAACAUUAUUGGAAGCGAGACGUACUAUUAUGUAGCCGUAAAGGGAUCGCCCUUUGCGUCUGAUUGUGCAGUCUUUGGUCUUACUGCGGAUGAGAUCUGCGCACUCACCAAGCGUUUCCCAAAUUCGGGAUCCGACGUUGUCAACGGGGUUGCGGUUAAAGGAGCUCCGAUGCGAGUGAUAAAUGCUCUUGCCGAGCUGGGUUAUCGUGUGGUUUGCAGUACCGGUGAGGCUGAAAUUUUCUGGACGUUGCAAAGGGAAGUCGAAGACGAUUCUUGAAUGAUUUAUUAAGCUUUUGUCCACCUCUAUAUACCAAUCAUCUUCGCACCGUUCACGUUUGAUCAGUUGUCGUCGAAGAGGAAAAUUAAUAGUGCAACAAGAUAACUCCAAGAGAAAUAUAAUAAAAAAAUCUUGAUUAAAAACGUUUGUCCAAUCUUUUUGCUACGAGGAUUACAAACACAUUUCAUUUACGUUGUUAAAAGAUUGACGUGUGUGGACCAAUUGAAUUGCGAGACAUAAUCACAAGAUGACUGGAGAGAACAAAACUAUUGUAACUCAUUUUGGCGCUAUUUUUGAAUGGAUGAACUGCCGGUCAUUUUUUAAAAAUGUUUUUUUCCGGAUUUUUUUUUAGACGCAUUCAGUUCUUGUCACAUCUUGCUGUCAUUCGUUCUUUGAAUUAUAUUAUUAUAUUAUGAUACGCCUUAGCUCCCUUAUAGAUCAAUUUUCUUUGAACAGAUACUUUUUUUAAGCAGGAUUAAAUGUGUUUUCUCUCAUGAUCAUACGUUUUUAUAAUUGUGAUGAUUAAACUGCGUAACGCAUCUGUACUCGUAGGUAAUGUGGAAAACACUUAACGGAUAUUUUUCUCAUAUAAUUAAUUGAUGGCGCGUCGCGCAAAAGUGGCCUAUUUUCAUAAAGCAACGACUAGUAAAAAAAAGCAAAGAUAUAAAUUGACCAUUGCGUAGAAUGUGCAACUGUUAUUUAUAUUUUACAAAUGACAGAAAUGAUAAAUGUAAAUCAAUAUAUAUAUAUAUAUCAAAAUAUGUAUUGAUUUUCUAGUAUCAUGUAACGAAACUGAUCAACCGUAGGAUCAUCGACACGACCGAAUUUUUAUUAAUUCUUUUUAUAUCAAAUUAUUUUAUGUACACUGGUGACUGUUAAUUGAAGUUUUUUUAUCUAGAAUAUACUUUAUAACGAAAGCCGUUGGAACAACUAUAGCUUGAUAACAUAUUGAAGUGAUUACUCAUCACUUCAAUAUUACCUUGUCUGGCUAACGAUUUACGAUGUUAAAAGAAUUAUAUUUAGACACUUAGUUUGUUCAGGCCCAAUUUAUUGAAGCGAUUCAUUGGCGUAUUUUAUUCGUAUGCUAUUAAGUUUAAAAUAAAGACUAAUGAGAUACUCGUACCUUGAGUUAAACAGAGUUAAUGAAAUUGCGUUAUACGAUAAUUUAUCAAAAUUUGAUCUAACAUUCCCUUCUCACAAUUAAUGAUAAUCAUUAAAGAUUAGAAAUUGUAGCAGCUACAAUUAAAAAUAUACACUUGCACCGCGUUUACAACAUCUUAUAGGUCACAAUUACGAAUAAUCCAAUGUCCCUAAUCUUACAGUAGUCACUUAUUAUUCCAUUAAUUUAUUAGCUUCGACGUUAUGACUUCGAGUAAGUAAUAGAAUCUUAUAAUUCAUAUUGCUAAAAUAACAAUCAUUUAUAAACGUGUGAGAACAAUUUUGUUGCAACUCAAAAAGACAUUAAUUUAAUUCUGAAUUAAUCAAGCACUUGAUUGGCAUUCGGUUUCCCGUUACAAAUUUUAUUAUAACUAAUAAAAGAUUGAAUAUAUAAAUAUAUGAUAAUAUUAUGUAUAUGUAUAUUUUACAAAGUCAUAUUUUUACUCCAAUCACGAACUGGCAUUGUACUUUUACAGGUUUACGUAAUCCAUGCGUCGUUGCGCGCAAGCAAAUGUAAUUUUUUGCAUACUAUACACCCAAUAUACUCAUGUAACGAAUAUACAUUAUCGAUUGUAACAAUAUACGGAAUAUCUUGAUGUUA